Messenger RNA from Rhopalosiphum maidis (corn leaf aphid), 4688 nucleotides. RefSeq lists its product as uncharacterized. The transcript has 6 exons. The coding region runs from base 370 to 3156 and encodes 928 amino acids. The record is from RefSeq and is a predicted model, not a curated record. NCBI's taxonomy places the organism in Eukaryota, Metazoa, Arthropoda, Insecta, Hemiptera, Aphididae.
GUUGCGCCCGUCGGACACGCGUGUUUUACGGUUUUUUAUUUAUCUCAUCUCCUCGUUACGACUACCCCGUCGGAUGCAUUUGGUCUGCGUUUGAUCGGCCACUUCCGCCGCCGGCGGGUAAUUUUUCCUGACAGUGUCGUGUGUUGUAAAAAUACAGGAAAACUAAACAACAAUUUUUUUCGGAUUUUCUGCUACAGUUUUCGUUUAGUCGAGUUUUCAUGGUACAGCAAUUAAUUAUCCGGACUUGGCGGCCGACCGCGGGUUGUUGACGACCGCCGCCACCAAUCCAUACAUACCGUGGGUGUGUAUCGCAACUACAUCAAAUUGUGUCACAGACUUAUUGAGGAUCGACGUCGCUUAGAAAGGAAAAUGACUAGAAACAGCGGUAUGUCACUGCCACUGCGGUUGUUGCUACUGUCGUCGGCCUUGGCGACGGUGGCCGUAGCCCAGUCGAACUACGAUCAGGUCGAAAACAGUAUCGAAUUCCCAAGUCCAGAUCGGGGUCUGCCUGAAUCCACGGUGCUGGACGGCAAGGUCACCAAGCUGGACGAAUUGGCCCCAGUUAUAUUUUUGAACAGGACCAAAGCGGCGCUGAAUUGUGCCGCCGGAUUUAUGCAGAUCGAACUCAAGUUCGAAGAACCAUUUUACGGUAGGGCUUAUGCAGAUUUUGACCGGAGCAGUGCGUGCACUGUGACUGGAAAAGGUAACAAUACAGCCAGGAUCGACUUGCCGCUAAAAGGAUGUGGUACAAGACAAGAUCCGCAAAGAGUUUUUACCAACAACAUCGUAGUCAGGUUCCAUCCUUUCUUAGAAAUGGACGGUGACGAAGUGGUAACGAUAGUGUGCAGAUAUCCACCGCCUAUUGCACCACCACCAGCUGGUAUACCUAACAAAAUUAUCGAUUUACCAUCGACGCCACUGGAACCACCACUAAAGGGCUUCCAGAUCCUGUUGAUUGUGUGUGGCAUACUAUUUUUGUCGCUGGUCUUGUUAGGCCUCGGAUGUUCGUACUACUGCCUGCGCAACCAGCAAGUGCAGGUGGUCCGUCGGCACCCGUUGUCGUCCGUCGGCUCGGACAAACUGUCCGACUCCAGCUUAUCCAUGUUCGAUGGGCUGAAGAUACCGCGGGCCAGGGCUCCGACACUAGACAGCUCUUCGGGUUCUGAAAUGGCUCUGGUCAGCGCUGGUGAUACACUGCCUAGUGACUAUCCGUCCGAAUCGCCCAGUUCCGGCCACUCAGAAGCGGAAGACGUGGACGGCCGCAGUUUAAGACAGUCACCAAGUUCCGGCGGAUCGUACGAAAAUCGGGCAUUCCAGCAAGAUUACUACGCGGAACGGUACCAACACUUGCCAGCACCGACCAUUACGCCACCACCACCCCCAGUACAACCGAAGUUCGACGUUCAGCUUCGUGUGAAACGAGCUCCACCACCCACACCAAGCCCUACGCCACCACCGUCCGAGUCCGAGGCGAGCGUGGCAGCCUUAGAACGAAACCUGACCACCAUUUUAGAAAAGGACGAGACGAUGUCGAUGACUACUUCGAUAGCAGCGGCCGAGGAACAGUACCGACCAGUGUAUUCGACGGUUGUGCGCAAGGACAGGGACGAGACUGAAUGGUACAGGACGGAAGAGAACGUAUCGGUCGCCAACUCAGAAAUAAGAAGGUCGCCGCCACCGCCUCCACCAUCAGCGCAACUUCAUACAGCGACUGACAAUCAUCGGUAUGCCACUACGUCUAAAUAUACGACUGAGAUGCAAGUGGACGUCGUCGAACCGCCUGUGGUGCCGACCAAACGACCAGAAAUCACGUCGCAUACGGUUGAUGACGUGUUCCUGAAGACGAUUACCGAGAAGAAAACGAUCGAAGACAUCGAACGACAUCGUCGAGAAGUGGUUGAGUACAAGCCGCGACCGGUGCCGCCGCCGGCCAGCUGGGAUGUGACCAUUAAGAACUACCCGAAUCCGGACGCGUUGUACCCUCAGUCUGGUGAAGACACUGCCACCGACUGGGAUAGUUACUCCGAGGCGUCGUCAGUGACCGGUUAUCCGCCGGCUGGUGUUGACCGCCAGACAAGGAUUCAGUCAUACAACAGUAACGUGAUGUCGACAGCCACUACCGAGGAGAAUCAAAUUAGGUACCUGAGCACUAUGGAUGUGCCAGUGCCCAAGCCGGAAAACUGGGAAUCGUUGGUUCGAGUCUUGGAACCGGAACCUGAGCAGCUGGAACCCAACGCUAGAUAUAGGGUUGAGCAGACACUGACGCUAGAUGACAAACGUAAGUGGCGGCAGAUAAUCACUACCGAAUCGACGCUCCGGCAGCUUAUCACCGAGGCAACUGUCCGGGAAGACUUCGAGCGCAUCCGUAGCGAUCCCAAGUACGAAAGGAUAUUCGAACCAGAAAAGUGGGACGUUAUCAUACGCGUGAUUGCACCACCGCAACACUACGACCAGAAGGCCGCAGGGUCGUCCAACAGGUACACCAAGAAGAAGACCGAGUUUGAAGGAGCUAGGACGAGGAGAAACUCACUGCCAACUGUCUACGAAUACGAUUCUGAUGGCGGGUCUAGCGUGAGGACGUUAACGGCAGCCGACGAUCAUGGUCCCAUGGGACCAACCCGGUCAAGGAAAACGUCCAGGUCAAGCUUCAAAUCUGACAUGGAUGUCAGAUCGAUGAGCGAGAUGAUGGUGGACUUCCGUCGACCGGAAAUGCCGGACAACUACAGCGACGUGAGCUCGGCGUACAACUACAACUAUCAGCAGAACCAGCACCAGUAUCAAUACCGCCGGGGCGGUUCGUCUUAUUACGCCGACGACGACGCGGGCAGUUUGGUCCGGUCGCUCAGCCAACCGUCGCUGGCCCGGUCCGCGUCCGAAUUCACCGAAAACAACUGGGGACUCCGGAUCCGGUCGUACGAAGACGGCGACGACUUGAGCAGUCCCGAUCACACGCCCAGGUCUUCGUUCCGGUCGACCCGUGGUCCGCGGCAGCUGCAACAGCAGUCGUAUUCCGCCGAGACGGAGUUCGACGGAGCUCGCGCCGCCGCCACUGGCGCGAACGCGACUACUGGCCGGAGGAGGAUGUUCGGCGGUCGCACCGUGUCCGCGGCAGAGUGGUUCCACGACUCGGACGAAAACGACGCCACUUACAGAUGAACAAAAACCACCCUCGUACCCGCCAGUUGCAGACGACAUAAUGUAUAUAUUAUAAUUGUAUAAUUUUAUAUCGCGAAGAAUUUACCUUCAGCUGUAAUCGCAUAUAUAUUUAUACACAUAAAAAUACUAAAUAAUAUGUACCUCAUAAAUUUGACUCCCCCCUCCCCAGACACUCAUUGUGAAACUCGUUUUUUACGAUUAUUAAUUAUUUUAUUUUUAUUAUUAUAUUUUUGUUAUUACUUCGACGGGACACAUUGUUUAACGUGUGUCCCAGCUGGCCAGGUGCAAUAUUUCGCGUACUCUAUGUCAUAUGAUAAAUUAUGUCAUCAAACAUGAGCGAACCUCCCCUAAUCUGCCCCCUCCCCUGUAACUGCCCGUAUGAAGCUCAUUAUAUAUAUAUAUAUAUAUAUAUAUUAUUGUAUAUAUAAAUAUAUAUGUACAACCGUAUUUUUAAUAUCGCCCAGCACACUACGACUCUCGCGACAUAUUAUUAUUAUGAUUGUCGUUAUAUCGAUUAAUUGUUUUAUUAAUUUUUACUAACUAUAUUAUAUAAAAAUACAUCAUAGUAAUAUAUACUUAUACGACAAUGUAUUGAACGUGCUGCGAAACAGACUAAAUAUCGAUGGCCGUUUCAGCGUUGAUUCGACAGGAGUUUAUUGAUAUUAUAAUUAUUAUUUUUUUUUUCUUUAACAAAGGUAAAUUUACAAUCAGGAUACCACGCGAUCCGCCAUGUGCCAAACUAACUAAUAAUAUAAUACAUAUAUUUAUAUAUAGAUUUAAGCCACUGGGGACUCGUACUCGUUACGCAAACUGUUAUUCUACACACGUGCAGUAGUCUUAUACAGAGUGUUUAUUUUAUCGUGAACCGGGCUAUUAUUGCGAUACCGAGGGAAAUAAUUUUUGUAAUAUUUUUUUUUUAUAUAUAUAUAUAUACAUUCUAAUUUGUAGUAUUUUAAGAUAUUGUCUGGUUUACGAUAAAAUACGUUUAAAUAUAUCUUUAUACGUUUCGGCGUUGACACUUUUUUGUUUUUUAACUUUUGAUACUUUACACUCAUCGAUUUCCCUGCGAUUAAUCGUUUCGUGUUCCUAGCCAUUUAUAAUAGACGAAUAUCGUGUUAAACUGAUUUUAUUCUCAAACGAAACUGUGAUAAUGUGGGCGCAAUUGUUUAACUGCACCAUGUCCGCGUACAUCUUUUUUUUAACGUCAACAUAACAGUAUUUAAUUAUAAUACACUAUUAACCAUUACCUUUAAUGAUAUUGUAUUUUGUUUUGCUCUUUUAUAUUUUACAACGGUUCUAUACUUUUUGCUUGGUACCUACGUGUCGGUUGAUGUAUAAUGUAACGAGUACAAUUAAAUACAAAGUGUCUUAAAAGUCAUAUUAUUAUUAUAGUUAAUAACUUAUUAACGAUUAGUUUGUAAGUAAAAUGAAAUCUAAAAAAUGUUCAAUAAGAAUUUUCAUUGUUCACUUGUACUAAUUUUUUUUUUUUUUUAAGUGAAAACUGGAAAAUCUUAAUUGAUUAUAAACAGUGC